Messenger RNA from Pomacea canaliculata, 14496 nucleotides. RefSeq names its product dynein heavy chain 5, axonemal-like. Gene Ontology annotation, cellular component: dynein complex. NCBI's taxonomy places the organism in Eukaryota, Metazoa, Mollusca, Gastropoda, Architaenioglossa, Ampullariidae. Gene Ontology annotation, biological process: microtubule-based movement. Bases 97 to 14082 code for a protein of 4661 amino acids. The transcript is spliced from 66 exons. Gene Ontology annotation, molecular function: dynein light intermediate chain binding; ATP hydrolysis activity; dynein intermediate chain binding. The record is from RefSeq and is a predicted model, not a curated record.
UGUCAGCGGAAGUCCCGAAGGCGGGCCGUUUCAAAACAGCCUACCUGUUUUGAAAACACAAAUUUCGCCAGAAAUUAAGACUUUAACACUUAAAAAAUGGAUGACGACGCGACAAAGGCAAACCAAAAAAAGGAAAAAACCCGGAAGACGACCGAAUAUUCCGAGAAAGUGUCGAGAGUCGUCCAACCAGAUCAGCCGAAGAUGAAACAGAUGAAGUUGAAAGAGGAACGUGAACAAAAGAAGAGUUUAAUUGAUGGAAGGCAUCGCUUUAUAAUGCAAGCAAUAGCAAAUGCCACAGAUUUGACUAUGGAGGCUGUAGAGGACUUUAUACUAGAGGGCUCUCAGGUUAUGGAAAUGAACGAAUUUUUUCAACCAACUGGUCCAAAAAAGAUUCUUUUCUUUUAUCAGGAAGUUGAAGAAACAAGCUGGAGGCGAGCACUUCACAAAAUCACAGGAGAAAAGAACCGAAAAGAACUGUUUAUGACAGAUGGAACUCAAAACCAUCUUACAGGACUAUGCAUAAUCUUCAUACGUACAGCACCAAGCAUUACUGAUGCAAAUAUAGGAAAGGAUGUGCUCUUCACAAGUUUAGAUGCUAACAACGGUCUGUUACCUGCAACCAAGGAACUCCUGUCGAACAUCUUUAUUCCAGCUCUGCACUCACUGGAUAAGGGCUGGGGACAUCUUGCCAAUCCAGAGUUACUCAGUCUCCGCACUAGUUUUCUAAACAACCUGGGCAAUUUUAUCGACGCUCUGACAGGUGCUGAAGCAAGUUUGAAAGAGAAAGAAUGCUUGAAUCCUUGUAGUACUUUUGAUCUGUCAGUUGUGAAUACGCCUUCAGAUUUUUUCAAAGUGGCAGGGAAUUUAGAAGCUAUGGCCAAAAUAGAAGCCUGCAUGCGAGGAUGGCUACAUGAGAUCCAAGUGAUUUUAGUAAAGAGUGAGCAGAUUCGAAGAGAAGCAGAUAAUGUUGGACCUCGUGCAGAGUUGGAACACUGGAAAAAGCGUUUGUGUAAGUUUAGUUCUCUUCUGGAUCAAAUCAGAGGCAGUGAAAUGAAAGCAGUGUUGGGCAUUCUGAAAGCUGCAAAGUCCAGCUUAUUAAAGGAGUGGCAAGAAGUAGAUCAACAAAUUACAGAGACAUCAAAUGAAGCAAAAGACAAUGUAAAAUUUCUGUCUACAAUGGACAAGUUCUGUAGCCCAUUGUACACAGGGGACCCAGAGAACAUGAUGGCGUGCAUUCCAGGACUGAUCAAUGCUAUACGGAUGAUCUACUCCAUCUCACGGUAUUACAAUACAUCUGAGAGGAUGACUGCACUCUUUGUGAAGGUCACCAAUCAGAUGAUAGCUUCCUGCAAGAUAUACAUUACAAACAACCAUUCAGAAACCAUCUGGACAAUGGAACCCCCAGUGGUCAAACAGAGACUUGAAACUUGUAUUCAGCUGUAUGAGGGCUAUAAAUCCAAUUACAUUAUUGUGAAGAAAAACCUAGAAGCCCAUCCACAGGAACGACAGUUUGACUUUUCAGAGGUGUACAUCUUCGGAAAAUUUGACAUAUUUGUUGGUCGUUUGAAACUGAUUAUUGAAAUGUUUCAAACCAUGGACAUUUAUUCUCAUCUUUCUGAGUCAAAAAUUGAAGGCAUUGAUAUUUUUGCCAACAAGUUCACUGCUGUUGUCACAUUCAUAAAGAGGAAACAGUAUGAUUUCCUUGACUUCAGGAGACCUGAGUUUGAAAAGGAUUAUAAAGAUUUCAAAGCCCAAAUUAAUACUUUACAGACUACUCUUAAUAUAUUUAUGAUCACUAGCUUUCAAGCUGUUCGUGGGACCAAACGUGCAAUGAAACUCCUACAGCGGUUUGAAAAUUUGAGACUUCCAGAUUUGCCCAUUCAACAAAGAUAUCAACAUGUCCUAAAACUUUACAAUAGAGACAUUGACUUGGUUGCCAAAAUGUACAAAACCUUCCGCUUGGACCCUUACAUUGCCUAUGAUCAGCCGCCAAUGGCUGGACGGAUUGCAUGGGCAAGGCAACUGUAUCACAGAAUCACUUAUCCUAUUGAAUUCCUUCAGGCUAACUCAAAAGUGAUGCUCUCUCGAGAAGGAAGAAUGACUGCCAAGAACUACAACAGGCUAUCCAGAACCCUCAUUGAGUAUGAGAUUGUCUACCACAAUGCUUGGCUGAGACAGGUGGAGUACUGCCGAUGCGGACUGGAGGCCACUCUGCUGGUGAAACAUUCUGAGACAAAGGAACUGUUUAUCAACCUUGAUCAGCAGAUCAUCACCAUGCUAAGGGAGACAGAGUGCAUGGCUCGAAUGGGUCUGGAUCUUCCUCUUAUCGCUCGAACUAUGCGUUUACGAAAGGGUGAAUACAAAUCAGUCUUCAGUAAGCUGAAGAUGAUGCUGGAUGAAAACAGUCGAAUACGGAGUAAAAUUCCUGGACAAUUUCUACCAGUUUUAAUUUACUUGAUUGGGAAGGUUGAUAAAGAACUUGAUCAUGGAGUGAUAACACUGUGCUGGAGCUCCACUCAGGUUGAUAGUUUCAUUGGAAAAGUCUACAAAGCCCUGGCAGAUCUAGAAAUCAUGAUCAAUUGUAUCAAUGAUGUUACGGAGUUUAGGAUUGAUGCUAUUUUGAGAGAGAUUUUUGACACUGAGCUGUGUAAACUCCCUUCUGAUGAACCGCUGGAUCCACAAGCUUUUCUGCAGGAAACUGAGGUUGUUUGUGCCAAAGCAGCCAUAACCCUUAACACCAAAAGUAAGACGGUUCAUGACGCUAUCAUUGAACUGAUCAAAAUGUUAUGUGUUCUGCCUAAAUCUACUGAUGGUGAUCUUGAUGAGGAGGAGGAUGUGGAACUAGAUCUCCAGGAAGAAGAGAGUGGUGAACUAGAACUUGAGAUGCAAAAACUGACUCAGGAUGAAGCUCAAGAAGAAGAAGAGGAUGACAAAGUUGAAAUAGAGGAUACUAUGCCAAAACAACGGAAAUCUAAGCCAAUGUCAUUGAGCAUGCAGAAAAAGAAGUCCAGAGUAGAGGAUAAAGCUAUGUUAUUAAAGAAACAGAUGGGGAUUCUACAACAGAUUGAAAUGUCAGCCAGUGACCUUUUAGUACAUUACGGCCAUCUAAAUGAAGAUGCUUUGCUAAAGUGUAUAAAAAAUAAUCUGGAAAAUGUUCGCAAAAGGAUUAUUGCUACAGCAUCCUACGAUCGAAGCAAACAAAGCCAGCGACCAUUUUUCCUGAUAGAUAUCAUCCUUGCUAUCCCAGACGUAACCAUAACACCUUCGAUGGAGGAUAUUCAACAAAUUUUAAACAAGGCUGUGCAACAGAUGGUCUCUGUAAGUACUGGUGUCUUGCAGUGGGAAGUUGCCCAUGAUAACAAUCAAAUUCCUGAUGAAUUACAUGAAACAAACCUUCCUGAACAUGGGGAGGUUAAUGAAGAAGGAGGGGAAGGGACACAUGAAGAGGAAAUUAAAGAGGAAACCAAAGAGCAGGAAAAAAAAAGAACUGGAGAAAAGGCAGAGGAUCGCACAUGUUAUAAGAUUGUCAUGGAAAACAAAGAAAUUGUGAAGCUGAUUUCUGUUCUCUCCACCAUAGUUACCAGCAGUCAAAAAAGUGUAUACCAAAAAAUUAAGAGUUUUGGAACAUAUUCUAAUAUAUGGGAUCCAGAUCGAGCCAAGAAGGUUGAGCAGUUUUCAAAAGAGGAGCAUCUGGUCCUCGACUAUGAAGCAGAAAUCAAGUAUUAUGAAGCCAUGGAAGUGACGAUCCAAGAUCUGCCUUCUUAUUAUGAUAUUGGUGCUAUUUGUCUAUCAACAGAAAAACUGAAAAUAGGUUUGCUGGCUGAAACCAAGGCAUGGCGUGUGGCAUAUGGAAGAGCUGCAGAACAGAAAUUUGGAACGACCAUGAAUGAGAUUUAUGAUAUAUUGGAAGACUUACGUAAGCGCCUUAGUCAUCCCAUUAAGGAUCUGGAUGACAUUCGCUUAGCUAUUGCUGCCCUCAAAGAACUUCGUGAGAAUGAGUUAUUUAUGGACAUGAGCAUUGAUCCAAUUGAGGAAACAUUUGCCAUGCUGCAAAAACAUGAGUUGCCAGUGACAGACGAAUUGCUAGAGCGCUGUGACACUCUGCGGUACAUAUGGGAGAAGGUGCAGAAUCAGGCAUGCAAGGUCCAGGAUGAGCUUGUUGUGAUUCAGGGGCCUUACAAAGAAAAACUUCUGAAUACAUUAGGCGAAUUUCAAGAAGACUGUGAUGACUUCUACUCGACCUAUGAUCAGAGUGGGCCAAUGGUUCCAGGAGUGGCACCACGAGAGGCCUCUGAAAGACUUCUUAUCUGCCAAAACACAUUUGAGGCCCUGUACCGCAGAUUUACAACCUAUACUGCAGGAGAAGAACUCUUUGGUCUGCAUGUGACUGAAUACCCACGUCUACAAUCAAUUAAAAAAGAACUGACUCUCCUGCAAAAGCUGUACGGUCUUUACAAUAGUGUCAACAAUGCAGUUGAAGGCUAUUACGACAUCUUUUGGCAGGAUGUUGACAUUGAGGCAAUUAUGGCAGAACUACAGGAAUUCCAAAAUAAGUUUCGGAAGCUGCCAAAAGCUCUGAAAGACUGGCCAGCUGCAGAAGAGCUGAAAAAAAAAAUCGAUGAUUUUAAUGAGAUGGUGCCUCUGCUGGAGCUAAUGGCUAAUAAGGCUAUGAAGCCACGCCACUGGCAGAGGAUAGCAGAACUCACAAUGACUGAAAUUCCAAUUGAGAGGGAGGACUUUACUUUGCGUAAUAUUCUGGAAGCUCCUCUUCUGAAGUUUAAGGAAGAUAUUGAGGAUACAUGCAUUAGUGCAGUAAAAGAGAAAGACAUUGAAGCCAAAUUGAAGCAGGUGAUAUCUGAUUGGAUCGGUCAAGAAUUCCAGUUCUCAGUGUUUAAAAAUCGUGGAGAAUUGCUUCUGAAAUUUGAUAAGAUACAAGAGCUCAUCUCACUUAUGGAAGAUUCUCUGAUGGUGCUUGGUUCACUUAUGACAAACAGAUACAAUGCUCCAUUCAAGAAACAGAUACAGCAAUGGGUGGCAAAUCUCUCUAAUUCUAAUGAGAUUAUUGAAAACUGGAUUCAAGUACAAAAUCUGUGGAUUUACUUAGAAGCUGUUUUUGUUGGUGGUGAUAUUGCCAAGCAGUUACCACAGGAAGCAAAGAGGUUCUCACUCAUUGACAAGUCUUGGAUGAAGAUCAUGCAGAAAGCCCAUGAGACAACCAAUGUGAUUAUUUGCUGUACUGGUGAUGACACUUUAAUGCAGCUACUUCCCCAUCUAAUGGAACAGUUGGAGCUAUGUCAAAAGUCCCUUUCUGGAUACCUAGAAAAAAAGCGCCUGAAAUUUCCCCGGUUCUUCUUUGUGUCUGAUCCUGCUUUAUUGGAAAUCCUGGGUCAGGCCAGUGACCCCCACACUAUUCAGGCCCAUUUGCUCAGCGUCUUUGACAACACCAAGAGUGUUAUCUUUCAUGAAAAACAGUAUGAUCUGAUCCUUACUAUUGUGUCAUCAGAAGGUGAAAUGAUAGAGCUGAACAAGCCAGUCCGAGCAGAUGGCAAUGUGGAAAUAUGGCUGACAAAUCUAAUGUUGAUGAGCCAAAGUUCUCUCCACAGUAUUAUCCGUACAGCAUAUGUAGCUGUAUCAGAUGAAAGCUUUCAACUCUUGGAGUUUCUUGAUACCUACCCAGCUCAGGUUGGAAUCUUGGGAAUCCAGUUUAUAUGGACUAGAGAUUCAACCGAAGCCUUGAAGAAUGCCAAAGUAGAUCGCAAAUGCAUGAUUUCCACCAACCAAAUGUUUUUGGAUCUGCUCAAUAAAUUGAUUGCUCAAACUACUAGAGACCUAAAAAAAAUAGAAAGAGUGAAGUUUGAGACACUCAUCACCAUCCAUGUUCAUCAGCGAGAUAUUUUUGAUGAACUGGUUAAAAAGAAUAUAAAGUCUCCAACAGAUUUUGAGUGGUUGAAGCAGUCCAGAUUCUACUUUAUAGAAGAAACAGACAAAUGUAUUGUUAGCAUCACUGAUACAAACAAUAUCUAUCAGAAUGAGUUUCUGGGCUGUACUGACAGACUGGUUAUUACUCCUCUUACUGACAGAUGUUAUAUCACACUGGCACAAGCACUAGCCAUGUCAAUGGGUGGUGCUCCAGCUGGUCCAGCAGGAACUGGAAAAACAGAAACUACCAAGGACAUGGGCCGCUGUUUGGGCAAAUAUGUUGUUGUCUUCAACUGCUCUGAUCAGAUGGAUUUCAGAGGACUUGGGCGCAUAUUUAAAGGUCUGGCCCAGUCAGGUUCCUGGGGCUGUUUUGACGAGUUCAAUCGUAUUGAGCUUCCAGUGCUAUCAGUGGCUGCACAGCAGAUUGCCAUUGUACUGGCCUGCAAAAAGGAACGCAAGUCUGAAUUUAUCUUCACUGAUGGUGAUGUUGUCUCAAUGAAUCCUGAAUUUGGAUUAUUUCUUACUAUGAACCCAGGGUAUGCUGGCAGACAAGAACUACCCGAGAACCUAAAGAUCAACUUCCGUACAGUGGCUAUGAUGGUGCCUGACCGCCAGAUCAUCAUACGAGUCAAGCUGGCUUCUGUAGGUUUCAUUGACAACAUUAUCCUCGCACGCAAGUUCUUCACUUUAUACAAGCUUUGUGAAGAGCAGCUGACAAAGCAAGUACACUAUGAUUUUGGUCUCCGAAAUAUUCUUUCCGUCUUGAGGACGCUUGGUGCUGUAAAGCGUCUGUGCCCUAAUGAUACAGAAAUGACUAUUGUGAUGAGAGGGCUGCGUGAUAUGAAUCUGUCAAAGCUGGUUGAUCAGGAUGAGCCUCUGUUUCUAUCCCUGAUUGAUGACCUGUUUCCUGGCAUCACACUGGAUAAGGCUGGCUAUCCAUUAUUAGAGACUUCCUUACAAAAAAAUGUUGAAGAGGCUCAACUUGUAUAUCAUCCAGCAUGGGUAUUAAAAGUUGUGCAGCUGUUUGAGACUCAAAGAGUUCGCCAUGGACUGAUGACUCUUGGCCCUUCAGGAGCUGGCAAGACAUGCUGUAUUCGAAUGCUGAUGAAGGCCUUGACGGACACCCAAGAACCUCACAAAGAAUGGCGCAUGAACCCGAAGGCCAUCACUGCCCCUCAGAUGUUUGGUCGUCUAGAUGUUGCCACCAAUGACUGGACUGAUGGCAUCUUCUCUACUCUAUGGCGCCGUACAACCAGGCUUAAGAAAGGUGAAAACGUGUGGCUUGUCUUGGAUGGUCCAGUGGAUGCGGUCUGGAUUGAAAAUCUCAACUCUGUUCUUGAUGACAACAAGACCUUAACACUUGCCAAUGGAGAUCGCAUCCCAAUGGCUCCAAACAGCAAGAUCCUGUUUGAGCCCCACAACAUUGACAAUGCUUCUCCAGCAACAGUGUCCCGAGUGGGCAUGGUGUACAUGAGUAGUUCUGGGCUGGAUUGGUCUCCAAUUCUACAGGGCUGGCUCUUAUCUCGGCCAUAUCAGGAACGGGACGUAUUUAUGACACUCUUCAGCCAAGCAUUUCCCCAAAUGCUUCUGUAUGCACGACAAAACCUUACUUUCAAAAUGGACAUGCUGGAAGCUUUCAUCAUUUCCCAGGCAGUCACAUUGCUGACAGGGCUGAUUCCUGAAAAGGAUGACAAGGACAAAGAACACACACAGCCAGGAAAAGCUUUUUAUGAGCACCUCUUUAUCUUCACACUGAUGUGGAGCAUCGGGGCUUUUCUAGAGCUAGACGACCGUGCCAAAAUGGAAGAGUUUUUGCGUCGUCAUACCCCUAAACUUGACUUACCUUUGAUCCCAUCUGAUUCAGAGGCCUCUAUUUUUGACUACUAUGUGGACAAAACAGGAGCCUGGAAACAUUGGAAUGAGCUGGUUGUGGAGUACAUAUAUCCUAAGGACUCUGUACCUGAGUACACAUCCAUUCUCAUACCAAAUGUAGACAACGUGAGAACUGACUUCUUGAUCAAAACAGUUGCCAAACAGAACAAAGCUGUGCUGCUAAUAGGAGAGCAGGGAACUGCCAAGACAGUCAUGAUCAGCAAAUAUAUGCAAAGUUUCAGUCCUGAAGUUUACAUUUCACAAAGCAUCAAUUUUUCUUCAGCAACCACACCAUUGCUAAUCCAGAGAACAAUAGAAAGCUAUGUUGACAAACGAGUAGGAACAACAUUUGGCCCUCCAGCAGGCAAGACAAUGACUGUGUUCAUUGAUGAUAUCAACAUGCCAAUCAUCAAUGAGUGGGGAGACCAAGUGGCCAACGAGAUUGUACGCCAACUGAUGGAAAAUGGAGGCUUCUAUAGUCUGGAGAAACCAGGAGAAUUUACACAUAUUGUAGAUGUUCAGUUUCUGGCUGCCAUGAUUCAACCUGGUGGUGGUCGUAAUGAUAUUCCACAGCGGCUGAAGCGGCAGUUUGUUAUUUUCAAUUGUACACUGCCCUCUAAAACCUCGAUUGACAAGAUUUUUUCCAUCGUAGGAUCAGGUUAUUUUUGUGCAGAGCGUGGCUUUACAUCUAAUGUGUCUUCCUUGAUUGCUGAAUUAGUGCCUCUUACUCGUAAACUGUGGCAAGUGACAAAGAUAAAAAUGCUGCCAACCCCAGCCAAGUUUCACUAUGUCUUCAACCUGCGUGAUUUGUCACGUAUCUGGCAAGGCAUGCUGAUCACUAUUUCAUCUGUGAUCAUCAAUGAAGAAGUCUUGUUGCAUCUUUGGAAGCAUGAGUGCUUCCGGGUCAUUGCAGACAGGUUUGUGAGCUAUGACGAUAUCUCUUGGUUCAGCAAAACCAUGGUUCGUGUGGUAUCUGAAGAAAUAGGAGAUACGUAUGGAAAAAUGUUGGAGUCUUCUCAUUAUUUUGUGGAUUUCCUGAGGGAAGCCCCAGAAGCAACUGGAGAAGAAGAAGGAGAGCAGGAUUUGGAAACUCCUAAAAUUUAUGAGAAUAUUCCCAGCUUUGAUGCUCUUGAGAAGCGUCUAAUAUUUUAUCAAGAUCAGUACAAUGAAGCUAUUCGAGGGGCAGGCAUGGACAUGGUGUUCUUUAAAGAUGCCAUGCUCCACUUAGUGAAAAUUUCACGCAUCGUUAGAACACCUCGUGGUCAUGCUCUUCUCGUUGGUGUUGGAGGAUCUGGCAAACAGUCUCUUACUCGCCUAGCUUCAUUUAUUGCUGGAUAUAAGACAUUCCAGAUCACUCUUACAAGGACCUACAGUAUAAACAAUCUGCUGGAUGAUUUGAAGUUCCUGUAUCGCACUGCUGGUGCUGAUGGGAAAGGCAUCACCUUUAUCUUCACUGACAAUGAAGUGAAGGAUGAGGCUUUUCUUGAGUAUCUGAAUAAUAUGCUUUCUUCUGGUGUUGUUGCAAACCUCUUUGCUCGAGAUGAGAUGGAUGAAAUUUUGGGCAAUCUGGUGUCUCCUAUGAAGAAAGAGCUUCCAAGAGUACCACUUUCAGCAGAGAAUAUCAAAGAGUAUUAUCUGUCACGCACCCGCAAAAACCUGCAUGUUGUGCUAUGCUUCUCUCCGGUUGGUGAAAAAUUCCGACAGAGAGCCCUGAAGUUCCCAGGACUCAUCUCUGGCUGUACCAUGGAUUGGUUCCAGCGCUGGCCAAGAGAUGCUUUGAUAGCAGUGGCUGAUCACUUCCUAUCUGAAUUUGACAUUUUGGCAACUCCCAAGGUCAAGCAAGAGCUCAUCAUUGGCAUGGGUUGUGUCCAUGAUUAUGUUGCAGAAGGAUGCAUUGAAUAUUUUCAAAGAUACCGGAGAUCGACACAUGUGACUCCAAAAUCUUACUUGUCUUUCUUAGAUGGGUACAAAUCUGUUUACUCCAUGAAGAAAAACAUGAUUGGGACUUCAGCACAAGCCAUGAACACAGGUUUAGAGAAGCUUACUGAAGCAUCGAAAGCUGUCUCAGAACUAAGUGAAGAGCUUGUUGUAAAAGAAAAGGAAUUAGCAGUUGCCUCAGAAAAAGCUGAAAAAGUGCUUAAGAUGGUUGCUACUAAAGCAGAAGCUGCGGAAAAAGUGAAGGCCCAAGUGCUGAAGGUAAAAAACAAGGCCCAGGCUAUAGUGGAUGCCAUUAAUGCGGACAAAGUUGUGGCUGAGGCAAAGCUGGAGGCAGCUCGCCCAGCCCUGGAAGAGGCUGAGGCAGCACUGAACACCAUCAAGCCUGCAGACAUUGCCACUGUCAGGAAGCUGGGAAAGCCCCCACACCUCAUCAUGCGUAUCAUGGACUGUGUGCUUAUUCUCUUUCGCCAAAGGAUGGACCCAGUUAAAAUAGAUCCAGAUAAGCCAGAGUUCUUGAAGCCUGCAUGGCCUCUUUCUUUAAAGCUGAUGGCACAGGGUGGUUUCUUGAGCUCUCUGAUGGAUUUUCCCAAGGACACCAUCAAUGAUGAGAUGGUAGAGCUGCUUGAGCCAUACUUUUCCUCAGAGGAUUAUCUCCUGGAGCAGGCCAAGAAGGUCUGCGGUAAUGUGGCUGGUCUACUUUCUUGGACAAAGGCUAUGGCUGGCUUUUUUUCUAUCAACAAAGAGGUGUUGCCUUUGAAGGCUAACCUGGCAGUUCAGGAGGGUCGACUGGGUGUUGCUUUGUCAGAUCUGAAUAAAGCUCAAUCUCAGCUUGAUGAAAAGGAAGCAGAACUUGCAGUUGUUCAGGGAGAGUUUGACAACGCCAUGAGUGAAAAACAGACACUAUUGGAUGAUGCCGAAGCAUGUCGCAAUAAAAUGAGUGCUGCUUCUUCCCUCAUUAAUGGGCUGUCUGGAGAAAAAGUUAGGUGGACAGCACAGAGCAAAGAAUUCAAAGCUCAGAUUGGAAGGCUUGUUGGAGAUGUUCUGCUGUGCACUGGCUUCUUGUCUUAUCUUGGUCCUUUUAACCAAGAUUUUCGCACCCAUCUGAACAAGAAAUGGAUGAAGGAAAUGAGAGAACGAGACAUCCCUUUUACAGAAUCACUUAAUGUUGUUGAUAUGUUGGUGGACCCAACAACUGUGGCUGAAUGGAACUUGGAGGGUCUACCUAAUGAUGAUUUGUCCACUCAGAAUGGUAUCAUCGUCACACAAGCUUCACGCUACCCUCUGCUUAUUGAUCCUCAGGGUCAGGGCAAAAUAUGGAUCAAAAAUCGAGAGGCCAAACGAAAACUUAAGAUCACAACUUUGAACCACAAGUACUUCCGCACCCAUCUGGAAGAUUCCUUAUCACUAGGGUAUCCAUUGCUAAUUGAGGACAUAGGAGAGGAACUAGAUCCUGCUUUGGACAAUGUUCUGGACAAGAAUUUUAUCAAAAUGGGAUCCACAUAUAAGGUUAAGAUAGGAGAUAAAGAAGUGGAUAUCAUGACUGGGUUUACUUUGUAUAUCACUACCAAAUUGCCUAACCCUCUCUACACUCCAGAGAUUGCUGCCAGGAGUUCCAUCAUUGACUUUACUGUCACCAUCAGAGGUUUAGAAGAUCAGCUUUUGGGAAGAGUGAUUUUGACAGAAAAAGCGGAGCUAGAAGCAGAACGAGUACAGCUUAUGGAGGAGGUAACAAACAAUAAGAAGAAAAUGAAAGAGUUGGAGGACAGUCUACUACAUAGGCUGACGUCAACUCAGGGGUCACUAGUUGAUGAUCAAGACCUGAUUAAUGUCCUUAAUAUCACCAAAACGACAGCUCAAGAUGUGAGCAAGCAGCUAGAAAAUGCAGCUGAAACAGCUAUCAAAAUCAGUGUCACACGAGAAGAGUAUCGUCCUGUGGCCACAAGAGGAAGUAUUUUAUACUUUCUGAUCGUAGAGAUGAGUCUCGUCAACUACAUGUACCAGACUUCUCUGCGCCAGUUUCUGGAAAUUUUUGACAAGUCUAUGGAUCGAUCCCAGAAGUCACCGAUCACCCAAAAGCGAAUCCAGAAUAUUAUUGACUACAUGACUUUUGAGGUGUUCAAGUAUUCUGUACGUGGACUGUAUGAAGCAGACAAGCUGACCUUCACUCUGCUUUUAGCUCUGAAGAUUGACAUGCAGGCCCAGAAAGUACGACCAGAGGAGUUUAGCAUACUCAUUAAAGGUGGGGCAGCUCUUGAUCUAAAUUCAGUUACACCAAAACCAGCCAAAUGGAUUGUUGACAUAACCUGGCUCAAUCUUGUGGAACUCAGCAGUCUGCAUCAGUUUUCUGGCAUCCAAGAUCAGGUCGGAAACAAUGAAAAGAAUUGGAGGAUGUGGUUUGAUAAGGAUGCUCCAGAAGAAGAGGUCAUACCAGAUGGCUAUGACAGCACCCUAGAUGUGUUCCGACGUCUGCUUUUGGUUCGCAGCUGGUGCCCAGACCGUACGUUGCCCCAAGCUAAGAAGUACAUUGCUGACACACUGGGUACUGCAUAUUCUGAAGGAAUAAUCAUAAACAUGGAGAAAAUGUGGAAUGAAAGCAACCCUAAAACUCCUCUGGUCGGUCUGCUGUCCAUGGGCUCAGACCCCACCACCAGCAUUGAGAAUCUGGCUAAAAAGUGGAAUCUAGAAUGCCGAGCUGUUUCAAUGGGUCAGGGACAAGAAGUACAUGCUCGAAGAUUCAUGUCAGGUGGUAUGGCCCAGGGGGGAUGGCUUCUGCUGCAGAAUUGCCAUUUGUCUCUUGACUAUGUUUCUGAGGCCAUGGAAACCCUGUUAGAAACAGAAAAUAUUGACUCAUCUUUUCGACUGUGGGUGACAACAGAGGAGACCGGAAAAUUUCCUAUCAACUUUCUUCAGAUAUCUAUCAAGUUUACCAAUGAGCCACCUCAGGGUGUGAAGGCAGGCUUGAAGAGAACGUAUGCUGGCAUCACGCAAGACUUCCUGGAUUACAGCAACCUCCCACAGUGGCGACCCAUGCUGUAUGGUGUGGGGUUUAUGCACACUGUGGUGCAAGAGCGGCGAAAGUUUGGUCCUCUAGGUUGGAAUAUUCCCUAUGAAUUUAACACCUCUGACUACAAUGCCAGUGUGCAGUUUGUGCAAAACCACCUUGAUGACAUGGACAUUAAAAAGGGUGUUAACUGGGUCUGUGUACGCUAUAUGUUUGGCGAGAUCCAGUAUGGAGGCCGUGUCACAGAUGACUUUGACAAGCGUCUGCUGAACACGUUUUGCAGAGUUUGGUUUGGCGAGAAUAUGUUUGCCCCAACUUUCAAUUUCUACAAGGGCUAUGUCAUUCCAAACGUUAAAAGUUGCCAAGACUACCUUGACUACAUCAAUUCACUUCCUGCUUCAGAUACCCCCGAAGUUUUUGGACUGCACUCCAAUGCUGAUAUUACGUAUCAGAGCAAGACGGCACAGACUGUUCUGACCACCAUCCUGAACAUUCAGCCCAAGGACUCGGGAGGUGGUGGGGGUGAGACACGUGAGUCAGUGGUGUAUAACAUGUGCACAGACAUGCUUGAUAAGCUGCCACCAGCGUAUGUGGCUCAUGAAGUUGUGGCCUGCCUGCAGAGGAUGGGCAUCCUGCAGCCUAUGAACAUCUUCCUGCGGCAAGAGAUAGAUCGCAUGAACAGGGUGAUCAAAACUGUAAGUGCCACUCUCAAGGACCUGAAACUGGCUAUUGAUGGCACUAUCAUCAUGAGCGAGAACCUGAGGGAAGCCCUUGACAGUAUCUAUGAUGCUCGCAUCCCUGGUUUCUGGAGUAAGAUAUCCUGGGAAUCUAGCACUCUAGGAUUUUGGUUCACAGAGCUAAUAGACCGCAAUACUCAGUUCAGCCAUUGGUGUUUUCAAGGCCGUCCUGUUUCUUUCUGGAUGACAGGCUUCUUCAAUCCUCAAGGGUUCCUUACAGCGAUGAGACAGGAGGUGACUCGAGCACACAAAGGUUGGGCCCUGGACACCGUGAUCCUUCAGAAUGAUGUGACCAAGCAGAUGAAAGAUGACAUCCAUGUUCCACCACCAGAAGGCGUUUAUGUGUAUGGUCUCUAUCUAGAAGGUGCAGGCUGGGAUCGCCGUAGUAGCAAACUGGUUGAAGCUAAAAAUAAAGUUUUGUGUGAGAUAAUGCCUGUUAUCCACAUUUUUGCCAAGGAUACAGCAGUCUCAGAGCUGAAGCUGUACGUCUGUCCCAUCUACAAGAAACCUCGACGCACAGAUUUGACCUUUGUUGCCACUGUUACUCUGAAAACCGUGCAGCAUCCAGAUCACUGGAUUCUCCGAGGAGUAGCCCUCCUGUGUGAUAUUAAGUAAAACUAAGAAAAAUUAGUAGUUGCUCAUAGUAGCCCUAGUAAUAAGCUUUUACAUCUUUUUUUGCUAAAGCUUUGGAGAUUUGAUCUUUUUACCUCCAUCUUUAUGAUACGUUCUAUUUGUGAGGCUGGGUGGUCAAGAAUGAAGGUACAAUUUGAAGGUACCAUCUAUUAGUAAAAAAAAUUAAGAAAUUUUUCACUUUUUUGCUUUGGUAAUAUUAUACUCACUUGAGCAACUUUUAAAAUCUUUAUCAGUUACAUUUUAUAGAAUUAUACCCAGCAGAAGUGUUAUACUUGAGUGUAUUAAUCUAAAACAAUGAAUAAUACGUACCGAGCAUUGGAAUUUUACAUCAUGAUAAAUGAUUUGUCAUACCUUUUGUGAAAAUUUUUCAGUCAAAAUAUAGACUUUGAAAUACUU